This is a messenger RNA of Spea bombifrons (plains spadefoot toad), 2344 nucleotides long. RefSeq names its product zinc finger and BTB domain containing 39 (gene ZBTB39). The record is from RefSeq and is a predicted model, not a curated record. Gene Ontology annotation, molecular function: protein binding. Gene Ontology annotation, biological process: regulation of immune system process; regulation of cytokine production; negative regulation of transcription by RNA polymerase II. Bases 209 to 2293 code for a protein of 694 amino acids. NCBI's taxonomy places the organism in Eukaryota, Metazoa, Chordata, Amphibia, Anura, Pelobatidae. The transcript is spliced from 2 exons.
GUGGUGCUUUCGUCAUUGGCGGCGGAGGCCGUACGCACCGAGCUGUCUUUGUGUGCCCGGCCGGAGUGGCACCGAGGAGACUCCGGCAUUUUAUUGUCAUUUGUCGAAUGGGGAUGAAGAACUUUUGCAAAGCUGAAAGAGGUAACAAGUGAGGGGUCACUUGUUAAAACAGCGCGCAGCGCAUGCCUCUGGUCAUUGGGAAAUAAAGAUGGGCAUGCGGAUCAAGCUAAACAGCAGCGAUCACCCCAACAAUUUGUUGCGGGAGCUGAACAAAUCACGGUUGUCAGAGACACUGUGUGAUGUCACCAUUGUUGUGGGGAACCGUUCCUUUGCAGCUCACAAAGCCGUAUUGAGCUCUGCAGCUGAUUAUUUCCAAAAACUAUUCUUAAGCACUGAGUUAGACAUAGCACGCACCUAUGUGGUGGACUUCAUCACCCCAGCAAAUUUUGAGAAAGUGCUGAGCUUUAUUUACACUUCUGAGCUCUUUACUGACCUGAUUAAUGUGGGAGUAAUUUAUGAAGUGGCAGAGAAACUUGGCAUGGAGGAUUUGCUUAAAGCUUGUCAUGCAACUUUUCCUGAUCUAGAAGGUUCCUCAGGACAAAAGAAUCAGUGCUCAGUCUCCUCUAGUGAAGGUCGCACAAGUACUUUAAGCUGUGCUUCAACAGAGCAGAACCAAGCAGAUUCGAAAGGCUGUGGGUCAGAUAAUAAUCAUCAGAAUACAGAUAAGAAUUCUGCAGGGCAGGCUGAUGGUACAACUGUCUUUAAGGGAGAGGAACAUGAAGCCAGUACAAACCAAACACCACAUUUUGCACUGCCAGCGAAAACUGAAGAACAAAGCACAUCUGGGAGAUAUCAGUCUUCCCAGUGUUCAAUGAAUGCUGGAUUUGGACCUACAAGUACUAGUCAGUCCUUCAAGGCUCAACACAAUGGAGACUACAGCAAAAGUGGGUAUUUCUCUGGGGAUAUAUCUGUAAGUGUAAACCCCAAAGAUUCUACUGGUGGCUUUGAGGCAAUGGGUGAUCUGCACCUGGAUGAACUUGAGGAAGAGGAUUUGCAGUUUGAUGGAGAUGAGGACUCGGGGCCUUCUGGGGAAAUUAUAGAACUUAGUGAUGGCAGUGAGGAUGAGAUGCUCCUGUUUGGUCAGGGUGAUGGUCGCUCUAGCAAAGCAAUGCCUUGCCAAGUCUGUAAGAAAGUACUGGAACCCAACCUUCAGCAUAUCCGACAACAUGCACGGGAGCAUGUGGACCCGCGUACUGGUUGCUGUAAGGUGUGCCAGACUCGCUUCCAUGACCGUGGUGCUAUGGUUACUCAUGUUUUAUCCCAUGUUGGGAUCUUCCUCUUUUCAUGUGAUAUGUGUGAAGACAAAUUUUUCAGCCAGUGGCAGCUCACCCUUCAUCGAGGCCAAGAAGCAGUAGCAUCAGAGCACAACAUUAUUGUUCACCCAGGUCAGCCACUUCCCAGUGAAGUAAAUACAUUUGUUGGUGCGUUGGGUAGUGAACUACCCUGUGGAGCCUGUCAUAGGACCAUGUUACGUGAUUUUCACUCUGUACGAUCUCAUGCUUUGGAACACCUUAAUCCUAAAAUUCUUUGCUGUGGAUUGUGUGACCAGCGGCACUUAACGCUCUGUGGUCUCUUGUGGCAUGUUUUAUCCCACAUGUCCAUAUCUGUUUUCUCUUGCUCCCUCUGUGCCAGCAGCUUUCUUGAUCGCCACCUGUUGGAGAAGCACAUGGCUGUCCACCAAAGUCUGGAUGAACCAGUGUACCGGUGUCAUCUCUGCUCCCAGGCAUUCAAGACUGAAACAGCUCACAGACAGCAUUUAGCACAGCACCGUUCCAGCAAUAUCCCAGCAGAUCGCCAAGGGUUUUCAGAAUUCCCACAAAUUCAGCUGGCAGCUUCCAAGAGAAAGGCAUCAGAUGAUUUUACUGUUGAUGACCACUUAGUCACUGGACAGACAGGCCACAGUAAAUACACAUGUAAAGUCUGUGGGAAAAGCUUCUCUCACACCAGCGAGUUCAACUACCAUCGGCGCAUUCAUACUGGAGAAAAGCCUUACCAGUGCAAAGUGUGCCACAAGUUCUUCCGUGGCCGUUCAACCAUUAAGUGUCACCUGAAGACACAUGCAGGGGCCCUGAUGUACAGGUGUACUGUAUGUGGACACUAUAGCUCCACGCUGAACCUCAUGGGUGAACACAUUGCUGUGCACCGGGGUAACCUGCCUUCAGACUUUACUAUUGACCAAACAUUCAUGUACACUAUUCACUCCAAAGAAGCAGACAAGAGUACAGAUAGCUGAUGUGUUUGAAAUGAGAACAAAGCAGGGGGCUGUAUUUUUUAAACACAUAUU